CUCCUCUAGCCUGGGUUUCUGCUCCAUUCCUCCAUGGAGAUCUCGUGCGGUCCGCUGACCUGUCCAGCAUCCUUUCUACCUCGCUCUGACACCACAAAGCGCGCUGAUGACAUGGAGGGCGGGUGUGGCCCCCCUGCAUGUGCGACGGACCCCUUGCUCAAGCCAGCAGCUGGGCUUCCGUCGUCACGCGUGACAAAUCCACAUCAGCUUGACUCUGGCUUGACCCUGCUCGGUGCUUGCGCGAGAAGGUGUUCGCUGGCAGUACAAGGUCCGAGUCUCGGAACUUCGAUUGCACGCCACCGCUGCGCGCUUUUUUCCACGGAUCAGCCACCAGUGCGGUGCGAGAUCCCAGCUUCGAAGCACACCAUGCUUUCCGUGAUCCGCCGCAGGUGCGGUUGCGCCACCAGCCGCGCCGCUGGGAAGCUGGGUCCUCUGAAAAUAUAACACCGGACCGGAGUCGCCUCAAAUAGAAACAAAUACCAAGGUGGCCCCUUACGGACCCAAGGGACGAGCUGGCCAUGCUGUGAUUGGAGGUUGCCUUCAUUAACCUGGGACGUUUCCGGGACGCGCGGGUUGCUGGAGCUCGGCGAUUGGAAGCUUCUCGCAAAAUCGUUGAUCGAAUCAAGGUGGCGUCAGUUGCAGCGGGGCUGCAGUUCGGCUGGGCUCUCCAGCUGUCCCUCCUCACUCCCUAUGUGCAGCAGCUCGGCAUUCCCCAUGCCUGGGCCUCCUACAUCUGGCUCUGUGGGCCGUUAUCUGGCUUGUUUGUUCAGCCGCUGAUCGGCCAUUGGAGUGACAGCUGUCGCUGCCCGUAUGGCCGGCGCCGGCCGUUCAUCGUGGCAGGGGCUGCUCUGGUGGUGGUGGCGGCGAUGCUGAUAGCCUUCUCAAGGGACUUGGGAGUUAUGCUGGGGGAUAGGGUGGAGGAAGGGAGGCCGCUGGUGGGGGCGAUCGUGGUUUUCAUCCUCGGGUUCUGGCUGCUUGACUUGGCCAACAACAGCCUGCAGGGACCCUGCCGAGCUCUGUUGGCCGAUUUCACUGGCACAGAGGGGAAACGGACCCGCAGAGCUAAUGCGUACUUUUCUGCAUUCAUGGCUCUGGGCAAUGUGCUCGGCUUUGCUGCGGGCUCCUACCCGCACCUCGCCUCGGCUCUCUCCGUCCCGCUCUCCCUCCUCCUCCGCCCUUUCGGGCAUUUCUCGCUGGUAACCACGGCGUGUAACAGUGUGUGUGCGAACCUGAAAGCGGCGUUCAUGCUGCACGUGGUGCUGCUGCUGGUGUCGACUGCUGUGAGCGUCUCUGCUGCUUCCGAGGAGCCACUCUCUGCUGCUGGUGCUGAUGGUGCCAAUGGUGGUGCUGGUGGUGCCGAUGGUGGUGCUGGUGGUGCCGAUGGUGGUGCUGUUGGUGCUGCCAACACUGCAACUGGUGGUGCUGCUGGUGGUGCUGACACUGCUACCAGUGCUGCUGGUGGCGGUGGUAACCCUGCAAUGGCCUCUGCUUCUGUCGGAGAGGCUUCUAAAGAGGAUAAUCUGAUUACCCAGCCUCUUUUGCGUUGUUCCACCUACCACGCUCCCGCUGCCCCUCUGUUGAAAUCUGUCCAUGCUACAGCCUUUGGUGCUCCAGCCAUUCAUGCUACAGCCUUGAAUCCUACAGCCUUUGAUGCUAUUGCCAUUCAAGCUACAGCUUUUGAUGCUCUUGCCACUCAAGCUACAGCUUUUGAUGCUUCAGCCAAUGCCCCAGAAACUGCUGCAGUCCAUCUUUCACAAUAUCCGGUUACUGUUCAUGGCCCAAUCACUAGUAGCAGCAUUGGCAGCGGCAGCGGCAGUGGCAGCAGCAGCGGCAGUGGCAAUGGCAUCAGUGAGAGUGGGACAAGUGGGGUGUUCAGCCUUAGGGGGGUGUGGCCGGUUGGUGACUCGUUAGAAGGUCUCUUCCCUGCUGAUUCGUUACAAGCACUCUCUCCUGAUGUGCACAUGGAGGAGGGAAGGAGAAGCAUUGUCGGGGAGGGGACGGAGGGAGGGGGAAGGGAGUGUGUGAGGGAGUGUGUGAGGGAGUGUGGGAGGGAGUGUGGUGGAGGCAACGAAAGUCAGUUGGGUGUGAGUGAGAUAGAGGAGGCGGGGAGAGGUGAGAGGGAGAACAAGAGGGGGUUGAAGGGGCGAAGGGGAUGGGAGGAGGGAGGAAGUGGGAAGGAUGCGGAAGAAAGGCGAAGUCAGGAUGAGGAAGAGGGGGAAGCAGGAGAGAGGGAGGGAGGUGCGGGAGAGGAAGGAGAGGAGGGGGGAGGAGAAGGAGAGGAGGAAGGAGAGGAGGAAGGAGAGGAGGAAGGAGAGGAGGAAGGAGAGGAGGAAGGAGAAGAGGCGGCAGGAGAAGAAGAGGAGGAGGAGGAGGAGGAGGAGGAGGAGGAAGAGGAGGAGGAAGAGGGGGAGGAGGAGCCCAAGCAAGUACUCCUGUGGGAGCUGGUCAGCUCGGUGCAGCAGCUCCCUCCCCCAGUCCUACGAGUGCUGGCAGUCACGGCAAUCACCUGGCUCGCAUGGUUCCCCUUCCUCCUCUUCGACACCGACUGGAUGGGACGGGAGGUCUUCGGCGGCUCAACUAGCCUUAGGGAGGCUAGUAAAGCGGCUAGCGAGGCAGCUCUUAAGGCGUACAGCAGGGGAGUGAGGUUCGGGGCACUAGGUUUGGUGCUGAACUCGGUGGUGCAGGGGGUGACGAGCCUGAGGAUCGACGCUCUCUGUAGGAGGUUCGGGUCUCGGGCAGUGUGGGCGGUGGGGAAUCUGAUGCUGGCGGUUUGCCUGCUGGCCACCGCUGCUGUGCCCUCUGCUGUUGACAUGCCUCAGAACCUGCUGGCACCUGCUGUGCUCUCUGCUGGGCCUGCUCCCGGGAUUCCUGCUGAAGGGCAGUUGCCUCACAUCCUGCUGGCCACGGCUGCUGUUCCCUCUGCUGUUGACAUGCCUCAGAACCUGCUGGCACCUGCUGUGCUCUCUGCUCCUGCUCCUGCUGAUAGUGCUGCUGCUUUCGCGUUUCAUACAGUCACUAAUCAUAUAGCCACGAAUCAUUCAAUCACAGGUGGUACAGGGACUCAUCCUGCUCCUGUGGGUUCAGUCACAGGGUUGGGUCGCCUUGAGCCCACUACAGUGGCUGCUGGUCUGCUGCAGUUCCCACUGCUGUCCGAGCAAUGGUUGCGGCAGGGGCAACUGAUUGGGCAGCAGAAUAUGCAGCAGGGGCAACUGAACGGGCAGCAUAAUAUGCAGCAGGGGCAACUGAACGGGCAGCAGAAUAUGCAGCAGGGGCAACUGAACGGGCAGCAGAAUAUGCAGCAGGAGCAACUGAACGGGCAGCAGAAUAUGCAGCAGGGGCAACUGAACGGGCAGCAGAAUAUGCAGCAGGGUGGGGAAGCGAUGCAGCACCAGCAGGAGCAACAACAGCAGCAACAGCAGCAACAGAAGCAACAGAAGCAGCGACAGGAGGAGCAUUUGGGAGGGCCUCUAGAGUCCCUCUCUCUGCAUCGGAAGCUCAUACGCAGUCAAAGACCGGCGGGGACCCCGCAGUCUCUUGAGCCCAGUCGGAGCAUGCUGCAGGAUCCAGUCCACCUGCCUCCCUCCUCAUUCCAAAGCACGAUGCAGAGCCCUUCCUCCUCCGCUUCCUCUUCCUCCUCCUCUUCCUCCUUUUUGCCCUUGGAUCCGCAUCCGACGGACACGAAUGUCGUCCUCCCAUUGCUCCAGCGUCUAAUCUCCUCGUUGUCGCAUCUCCUUGCCGCUGCUGUUUCGCGGCUCCUCCCCUCGCCGUUGUCCCACGUGUCGCAGUCAGCAGUGGCCAAGGGCGCUGCUCUCACCAUCUUUGCUGUUCUGGGUGCUCCCAUGGCGGUGACCUACAGCCUCCCGUUCUCCCUCACAGCAUCCUUCACCACCAGGGGGGGCGGAGGCCAGGGCCUGGCAGCUGGUCUGCUCAACAUCGCUAUAGUCCUACCUCAGAUGUUUGUCUCACUAGCCAUCGGUCCGUUUGAUGCUUUAUUUGGAGGGGGGAACAUCCCUGGUUUCAUGGCAGCUGCUGCUUUCGCUGCUGCUGCAGCCGCAGCGGCUUUCUUCACUCUCCCCCGCCCUCCCCCUGACACUCCCCCCCUCCGGCCCUCUGCCCUACGCCGGUCGUUUAGCUCACCUUGCUUCUCUCCUCUCCCUACCUCUGCCCCACGAUCCGAUUCUGCUGGCUCUACUUGCGUUUCCCCCCUCCCACCUUUGGGCUUCAAGACAUGGUGCAGUAGGAAUUACUAGAGUUCCUCAACAUAUCGUGCAUGUCUAUCGUGGAGAUGUUUGUCGUCAGAAUGGUUCUAAAAUUGUUGAUGCUCCACUAAUAGGUG
Closterium sp. NIES-67 is the source of this 4336-nucleotide messenger RNA. Lineage: Eukaryota; Viridiplantae; Streptophyta; Zygnematophyceae; Desmidiales; Closteriaceae. The record is from the annotation of a GenBank genome assembly.